CGAACCCGUGGCGACACCGCGUAACCCCCGUUUCAGCGAGCCCUGCGUGCAGUGUCUCGUCGGCGCGGUAGUCGUCGCUGUCCUCGGCGUCCAGCCGCCAUCUCUCGCGCCCGACUCCCAUGCACGGACCCAGCAAAACCAAUGACGAGCCCAGCACGGCCUCGGCGAGGGCCGAGACGGCCAGCACCACGGCCGGCAGCACGAAGAAACACAGGAAGCACAGGUGGCGCGACGGGAAGCGCCAGCGCCCACCGCCCGGCGAGGAGGGAGGAAAGAGUCCCGACUGGGCCGAGUCCGAGACGGAGAGCAGCAGCCGCAGCCGGAAGCGGUGGAGGAAGAAACGCGACUCUCGCGACUACGACAGCUCGAGGGAAAAGCCGAAGACUCCGAAAAAGGUCCCUGCUUCAGCCGCCGCUUGUCCGAAGCCGCAAGAUGGCGCCUUCGCGACGCUGCCCUCUUCUCGCACCGACCAGAUCCCAGCGGUACCGGCUCCUCAACAGGCUCCUGCAUUCGAUCAACCUGCUCCGACUCAUGUUCAGUCUCUGAUUCAAGCUAAACGUCCGACUUGGACUGAGCCUCCGAUCCGGCCUGAACUUCCGAUCCGCGCUGAGCCUCCGUUCUGGGCUGAGCCUCCGCUCCGGGCUGAGCCUCCCUUCCGGGCUGAGCCUUCAAUCUCGGCUGAGCCUCCGGCUCAGAAAAAUGACGCUGCUGUACCGGACACCGAAGAGAGAAAACCAGAUGGCACCUUUCUGGUGUCCACAGUUGCCUGCGUCGCAGUCAUCGUGGCCUUAGUCCUGGCCUUGGUGGGCAUCUUUCUUAGAAUAAGGAUGCCGGCCACUGAACAUGGCUGCCCGCCGCCCAACAAGUCACUCGCAGAGGGCAACGUCAUGGUUGAGACCAAAGGGGGCCGGCUAGUCGGCAGCAGGGUGACCGUGUACGGCGUGGCUGUGGCGCGCUUCCUGGGCAUCCCAUUCGCCCAGAGCACGGCGGGCAUUCGUCGCUUCUCGUUGCCGCUGCCUCUGGGCACCCAAAACCCGUGCGAAUUGCGGGAGUACCUCGAACCGCGUCCACCGUGCGCCCAGUGGAGCAACGGCAGCGUGUUCGGCUCCGAGGACUGCCUGCACGUGAACGUGUGGACGCCGGCUGCCGCAAUCGGAGGCAGCGGUAGUAGCGGAGGACGUGCCUUGGUGGUGGCGGUCUCCGGAAAGUGGUUCGAAACGGGCUCCAACGACGACCCCGACUGGCCGAUGCUGGCCGCAAAGGCCUUACAGUAUCACAAAGUGUCCCCUCGUCGAAUCGUCACAAACACGACCAGCCAGCCGGCAUGUCGUGCAGGAGACGUGGUGGUGGUGGCGCCCAACCACCGACAAGGCGUGCUGGGCUUUCUGCACCCGCCGUCUGUCGCCGGCCUGGACAAGGACGUCGCCGUUGAUGACGUUGCGAGUGCAGUGCAGUGGGCGCGCGACCACGCGAAAGCCUUCGGCGCUGACCCGAACCAGCUCGUGCUUGUCGGUCGCGGAACGGGCAGCUACCUGCUCUCCGCUGCCGCUCGCAACAUGGAUAACAACGCUGUGCGCCGAGCGUUCUACCAUGGCCCAGUCUACGGAUCUUUGCUGCCCUUCGAUACGGCGGUGCCGUACCUCAGCCUGGCGCUGGCCUUGCACUGCAGCGGCACGGACCAGUCGGCGUGGGUGUCCUGCUUUCGCGCCGCACCCGUCGACAAGCUGCUGCAGGUCGCGCACGGGUCGUCCCACCACUGGCCCUUGCCGUUCGCGCCGUACGUCAACGUCGAGCUGCUGCUGGCAACGCCGGUAGCCACGCCGCGCACCGUCGUAGCCGGAGCGGACGCGGCCGACGACAAGGCGCUCUUCGCGGAGCGCAUCCUGCCACUCGCACAGCGUGAUGGUAACGCGUCUACGCCAGAAGCACUGGUGGAGUUCGCGUUCAACACGUUCAACGCUCCCCUGGUCGUAAAGUCUUCCCUCAAGCGGCGGUUCAAAGCGGACUCGGUGGAGGACGUCGCCAACGGCAUUUCGAUGGCGAUCUCCACGUGCGCCACGCUGAAGGUGGCCAAGGCGGUGGCCGAGGGCUACCACUACCGGCUGGACUCGGCCGUCGCCAGCGGGCUCCUGCGGCCGCCGCUGGGCAUCGGCCAGGUGGCGCAGUUCGCAGCACACGGCACGGUGCCUCCAUUGGCCGACACCAGUCCGUGGCCCCCGCUCGGGAAGCUGUCCAAGACGCGAGUGGUCAGCGCGGACGGCCACGACAAUUUCACCAGCUACUUUGCUCAGUGCGCAUUAUAGCGCCGCAUAUCAAUGACUAGUUUAUUGUACUACAAAAAAAUAUGAAGAAGGGACGAUAAACCUUACUUUUGCAGCAGU
Molecule: messenger RNA, 2381 nt
Organism: Dermacentor albipictus
Lineage: Eukaryota; Metazoa; Arthropoda; Arachnida; Ixodida; Ixodidae
Product: neuroligin 4-like
Source: RefSeq, a predicted model, not a curated record